AUUUCAAGUCUCAACGGUUGUUUGUGUUCGCCAGUUGAACGUGUUCUUAUGAAUUUAUUAUUAUAAUUAUUGUAAAAUUAUUUUACUGUUGUGUCUAACUGGUUAAAUAUAUCUCAACUUAUGAAAUCAUAGUUUAAAAAUCUGUAAUUUUUGAAUUGUGUCGUAAUUUAUAUCGAGGGAUGGCCCAGUUCAACUAUUUGAACGAAAUAAAUAGUUUAGCCACCAUUGACGGGCCCAUUACGAGAGGUCCUUUGCAAAGAUGGAUCAAGAAAUCAAAGAACGAAAAUAUAAAUCCCUCGUUGAGCUCAUCAUUGAAGAACAUUUCUAAUGCAAACAUAAGUUCUUGCAAUCAAUCGCUCCAAAAACUGUCGAUUACUGCAAAUCAAAGCUGCAAUAACAGUGCGUUAUCUAAUAGCAAGACACCCACAAGAAAUGAAAAUAAGAAAGGCAAGAAAACUCCGUGUAAAACGAAGUCCCCAGGUCGUUCAACAACACCAACUCCCAACAAAGCCUCUAAGACACCAAACAAAGCUGACAGAUUUAUACCUUCGAGAAGCAAUUCUAACUAUGACCUGUGCCAUUAUAUGAUGAGCCAUGAUGAAGAAAAAAGGGAAGAAGCAGUAUCACAAAUAGCAGCGACUGAGGCCAUUGGAAGGGUGCUGACAGACACAGAGCCAGGCCGUCUACUGCAGUACACAUGUAAAGCCCUUGCCGCACCUGAAGGAUACCAGAAUAGAUUAUGAGUUGUAUACUCACAGGCCAAAGUUCCUUCAACGGUGAAAAACAACACAAGAUACAGUCACAAGCUCCUGAAAGAAUACUUGACGCUCCUGAUAUUUUUGAUGACUAUUGUCCCUCAAUAGAUUUCAAAUUAAGGCGAACUAAGUUGGCGUCAGAUGAUCUCUACAAGGAAUCUUUCAAGAUACCACGUGAAGAGAAACCACUAACAAAGAAGAAUAUAUCAAAGGAUGCAUUCGGAACAAAACUUGGACGCAUUCACAUAGGCAAGCAGGAUAUCCGAAGAUUAGACACGAAAGAUGAAAGGUCUUAAGAAAACACCAGAAGAAAAGAAGCAAUUGUUACGUAAGAAAAAGUUAGCAAGAAAGCAGACUACAGCGUAAUAAAUAUGUUAUUUAAUGAA
Molecule: messenger RNA, 1141 nt
Organism: Papilio xuthus (Asian swallowtail)
Lineage: Eukaryota; Metazoa; Arthropoda; Insecta; Lepidoptera; Papilionidae
Exons: 5
Coding region: 180-743 (187 amino acids)
Source: RefSeq, a predicted model, not a curated record